Messenger RNA from Homalodisca vitripennis (glassy-winged sharpshooter), 3083 nucleotides. It is a transcript of the gene Ipk1, whose product is annotated as inositol-pentakisphosphate 2-kinase. NCBI's taxonomy places the organism in Eukaryota, Metazoa, Arthropoda, Insecta, Hemiptera, Cicadellidae. Gene Ontology annotation, molecular function: ATP binding; inositol-1,3,4,5,6-pentakisphosphate 2-kinase activity. Gene Ontology annotation, cellular component: nucleus. Gene Ontology annotation, biological process: inositol phosphate biosynthetic process. The record is from RefSeq and is a predicted model, not a curated record. Bases 181 to 1809 code for a protein of 542 amino acids. The transcript is spliced from 10 exons.
AGAGAGUGGAGUGAGUCAGUGAUAGGGCAAUGACGCAGGUCACUCACAGUUGUGUAGUCUAUGGUCUUAUCAUGACGUUAAUGUGAUCCAUGUAGCCUCUCUCUUGUUUGAUUUAUUAUACAUGUUACACUAUAUUAUAUCAGACCAACACGAGAGCACCACUAAGCUGACUGUGAUAGGAUGUUUCCCACCAAUGUCCCAGAUGUCACUCACCUGAGCAUUGUGAAGAAAAAAUGGAAGUACAGAGGGGAGGGGAACGCCAACUUGGUCCUCGCUUUACCGGAAGAACGAGUGAUCCUGCGUCUACACAAGAUGAGGCGAGACUCCACAAUCACCAAGGAAGUGGAGUAUGAGGAGAUGAAUCGAGUGUGUCGUGAGGCCUUCUUCUGUCGCAUGGUUAUGGUUCCUCUACUGGGCAAAGCAUACAUUCAGCCUCCUAUUGUUGCUAGAGUCCAGCACAAGGAGAUACAUCUACUUGACCGCCUGCUCCUCCCUCAACGGCCAAAUUUCCGUCACCAUAAGGGAAUCACUUUUGGAUAUGUCACCAUCUAUCCUGACUACGCUUUGUUGCCAGAACAACUGGCAAACCCACCAAGACUGGCCCCUCCCCACACAAACACGCCAGCCGUGGUGUGCUCAUCACGUGGCAAGUGUGCCAGGCUGCGUAACUCCAUCCCGCAUGAUCACUCACUGGAGGAUAUCUCCUGUGUGCCGACCACUGUGGCCAAUGUCCUCCUCCAGAAGUGCAUCAACAAGAGCUGUAUAUUGUCGGACCCUGUCUUAAAUGGUGACUUGUGUCAGCUGCCUACAGUCAAUCGGAAAGCCUCCAAGAAUUGCCUCCACAAGUAUAAGAAUUGGCACCAGGCUGCCUCUGUUCCGGUGACUGAACCUACAUUCUGUGUAGAAAUAAAACCCAAACAGGGUUGGAUUCCACACAGCCAACUAAAUCACCCCAAGUGCACUUUCUGUCUCAACCAGUACCUUAAACUGUCAAAUGGUGCUAUCAGUAGAAUCAGUCAGUACUGCCCUCUAGAUCUUUUCUCAGGUGAUGAGAAACGUAUGAAACAAGCAAUAAGGGCUUUAUUACGAACUCCUCAAAACAACCUAAAAAUUUUUAAGAAUGGCCACUUGGUAUACAGCGAAGAGAGCAGUCAGACCCUAGGCCACAUCCUUCGGCAGUGGCUACAGCCUUCCUCUUCUGCUUCAGAAGAGUCCUCUAGUCUAAUCGAUAGUUUUAGCUCAUUGGUACACCAUGCCUUGACGACUGACUUACUGGGACCGGUGGACCACCGCCCUCUGGAUGAUCAGUUUGUUCCUCUAAUCUGCUCUCGCCUGACAAAAUCGUCACCUCAGGAUAUUUCCGUGGAUAAACUCCAGCCUUGUGAUCUCACAUACAAGCCUUUGCCCGCCAACUGCAUUCUUGAUCGCAUUCUUUGGAUUCAGAAAUUGCAACAAUAUGACACAAACACUAUUAACCACAUGCUGUGUCAGUACAGAGAGUGUGAUGACUACGACUAUGUGACAAACCUGCGGGAUCCAAACAGUCAUCAGCUCUCUCUGGACCCAGUGCAGAGAUACUUGCUAGCAACUACAGCCAAGGAUUGUUCAAUACUAAUUGCCUUCCAGCGCAUCAGGAGCAAGAGCACAGUUCCCGCGCAGCAUAUAGUUGUUGACCCUGCCAGUGGUACACAGUAUGUCUUCAACAUCGGAGUGUCUGAUCUUGACCCCAAACCUUUAUCUUGUGUGGAGAAACAUAGAAAACGUGAUGCGGAUAUCCAGUACGCAUGCUCUCACCUACUUCAUCAGUAGACAGAGGGUUACAUUAUCAAAACGUUGAUAUAUUCUAGUACUGAUACACAUGAGACACCAAAUCAGAGGUGUUAUCCUAUCUUAUAAUUGUUGACUGAUGAUUAUUAUAGAAUAGAAUAAUUUUCUCUGAUAGUUAAAAACUAUGUUAUAAUAUUUUAUUUAAUAUUUAAAAAUGCAUGAACAUUAACAUUAGUAGAACCUAUAGUAACUUAUUAUCAUUUCUUUUUUAAAACUUGUAAAUAAUGAAUUAAACUAUAUAAAGCACAAUUGCUAGCCACUAAUCUCGAACAUAAAAACACAAUGUCAUUUAGCAGUGUGAAAGAAUCUCAGUUAAGGAUGUUGCUUCACUGUAGCAAAGUUGUAUUUAGUAGAUAUUUAAUUAUGAAUAAUGUAGAAAUAAUCUGUGGACCUAUAUCUCCUUUACAGGUAUAUUUGAAUAAUGUUUUCUCAUAAUAAAGAAUUGAAAGUGUUCGGGACAAUUUUAUUUGUCUAUUAUAGUCACUAUUUGAGUUACUAAAUUGAGAUCUCACCAAAGUCAGAUCAAGUCAAUUUUUCAUUUAAUUUUCUACAAAAUGAUAAUUGAAAUUCAACAUAACUUGUUUAAUUGGUGUUUUAAGAGAACCUGUUUUAAGAAGAUCAUAUUUAAAAACUAAUAUGAUCAGCAUAGGUCUGAAUUAAGUCAUACUGAAUUUGGAUGUAUUAGUUUGUGUUUAAAGUAAAUGAGUACCAUGUUAAUUUAAUCAAUGAAUGGAAGGUAGGGCAUUGACCAUAAAUAUAACAAUAGGAUCAAAUCAUUUACAGUUAAUCAUAACAAUUUAUUUACAGUUAAGUAAUUAAAGAUAUGACUAUAGUUUUUUGUUUGCAUUUGUUUGGAUUGCUCCUUUUCUAAGUAAUUGUAGAGUUAAAACUAUUCAACUACACUCACAGAAUAUUUUAGUAUCCCACACAAAGUGGUGCAAAAAAUUGCUCUAAACUUCCAAGAAUAUCAUCUAAAUUAUCAUUAAAUAGAGAAAUCAGUCAUGAUUUGUAUAGGGCAGAUACAUUAGACAUAAGAUAUUUACGUUUAAAGGAAUUUUAACUAAGUACUGGGAUUAUUUUGUUGCAGUUGUUAUUGAUUUUCAUAAAGCAUAUGAGAGUAUUAAUCAUAGAGAAAUUUUGGAUACCUACUAGAAAAACUUAGCACCCUAAGAAGAUUGAUAAAUAUAGUGCUCAUUAUGUAUUAAUAGGUGUGAUUGUGAACUCUUCAAAAUAAACUUUGGAGUCAUGCAGAGGGA